AUGUCGCUCGUUACUGAGAUCCCUGCCGGUCCCUCCUGCGGAGAGAAGAACAAUGAAUCUGCUGCGGUGCUUGACGAUGUCAACUUACUCGGCAAGGGCAGCCCUGGUGUUCGUCGCAUUGAAGUGAUCACGUCGCAUUUCCGAAUGUUCGAUCGAGUCUGCCUCUUCAUUGCUAUUUUCCUGAUUGCUUAUGUUUACGGUUUGGAUGGAACAGUUCGCUACACAUACCAGGCUUAUGCCACUCAGAGCUAUGGUCAACACAGUUUGCUUGCUACCAUCAAUGUCUUGCGAGCCGUCAUCGCUGCUGCCGCCCAGCCUACCGCGGCAAAAGUUGCCGAUGUCUUCGGUAGAGCAGAGCUUAUCGUUGUGUCGAUCAUCUUCUAUACUGUGGGCACUGUUGUUGAAACCUGCGCGAAGAACGUGUCUGCCUUCGCCGCGGGCGCUGUGAUAUAUCAGAUUGGAUAUACCAGUAUCAUGCUUCUAGUCGAGGUCCUGAUCGCUGACGUUACAUCGUCUCGCUCUCGUCUCCUAUUUUCCUACGUCCCGGCCCUGCCUUUCAUCAUCAACACCUGGAUCAGUGGUAACUUAACAGAGGCCGUUCUUAAGGUUACUACAUGGCAGUGGGGAAUCGGGAUGUUCGCCAUCAUCUACCCUAUGUGUGCUCUGCCUCUGCUAACGGUCCUCUUCGUGGUCCAGCGACGUUCAACGAAAGCCGGGGUGCUCGAGUCCUACAAGAGCUCUUUUGAGCUGCUGGGAGAAAAGCAGAUGGUAGUGGAGCUCUUUUGGCAUUUAGACGUUGUCGGUAUCAUUUUGAUGAUUGUCAUGCUGGCUUGUAUCCUUGUGCCAUUUACCCUUGCUGGAGGCGUGACUGCACAGUGGAAGACUGCUAAGGUGAUUGCGCCACUCGUUAUUGGUUUCUUGUUGAUUCCUGUCUGGGUUUACCGGGAGAGAACAUGCAAGUACCCUAUGGUGCCUUUCAAACUUCUUCAAGACCGUGCUGUCUGGGGUGCUCUUGGAAUCCCUAUUAUGCUCAACACUGCGUGGCACCUGCAAGGAGACUUCCUCUACACAGUCCUCUAUGUCAGCUUCGAUGAAUCAAUUCUCAGUGCGACUCGUAUCACAUCUCUUUACAGCUUUGUGUCCGUCAUCACCGGUGUUAUCCUUGGCUUCAUCGUCAUGAGGGUUCGCCAGUUGAAGCCGUUCAUCGUGGCCGGAACACUCCUAUUCAUGGUUGCCUUCGGAAUUCUGAUUUACUACCGAGGUGGCGCUUCAAGCUCUAGUCAAUCUGGCGUUAUCGGUGCACAAGUCCUGCUGGGUAUUGCCGGUGGAAUGUUCCCCUACCCAGCGCAAGCCAGUAUCCAGGUUGCUUCCAAGCAUGAACAUCUCGCUGUGAUUACCGGUCUCUACCUCGCCACCUAUAACAUCGGCAGCGCACUAGGCAACACAAUCUCCGGCGCAAUCUGGAACCAAGUCCUGCCCGGCGAACUCAUUCGCAGACUCGGCAAUGAGACACUGGCCGCCUAUGUCUACGCUAAACCGCUCGUAUUCGCGGCCGAAGCCCCUGUUGGCACGCCUGAUCGGGAUAACGUUAUUCUUGCCUACCAACACACUCAGCGUCUGCUGUGUAUCACUGGCAUUUGUCUCACGGUGCCUUUGAUUGCCUUCGCUCUGGUUAUUCGUAACCCGACACUUACCAAGGAGCAGACUUUGGCGAAGGCGGAAGCUGAGAGCAGCGAUUCUGAGUACUCUCCUUGA
Molecule: messenger RNA, 1755 nt
Organism: Penicillium canescens
Lineage: Eukaryota; Fungi; Ascomycota; Eurotiomycetes; Eurotiales; Aspergillaceae
Exons: 8
Coding region: 1-1755 (584 amino acids)
Biological process (GO): intracellular iron ion homeostasis; transmembrane transport
Cellular component (GO): endosome; vacuolar membrane
Molecular function (GO): siderophore-iron transmembrane transporter activity
Source: RefSeq, a predicted model, not a curated record